This is a messenger RNA of Ipomoea nil (Japanese morning glory), 1835 nucleotides long. RefSeq names its product anthranilate N-benzoyltransferase protein 1-like. The record is from RefSeq and is a predicted model, not a curated record. Bases 216 to 1628 code for a protein of 470 amino acids. The transcript has a single exon. Gene Ontology annotation, molecular function: acyltransferase activity, transferring groups other than amino-acyl groups. NCBI's taxonomy places the organism in Eukaryota, Viridiplantae, Streptophyta, Magnoliopsida, Solanales, Convolvulaceae.
GUCCCUCUUCUUCCAACAAAUUAUAUAUGAUAUUAGUGCACCGUGCCCAAAUCGAUCACUAUCAGUAGUGGCUAGGCUACUUGCAUGAUUAUCAUCAUGCACUUGCAAAUUCAAUUCAAUUCAACCAUUAUUGCAUUCUAUUCUGCUCUUCUAUUUAAAUUCAAUGUACGUAAAGUAUCAUAGCUGCAAAGCAAAGCAAGCUAAGCAUUCCAACAAUGGCCGCGGUUGACAGCUGCAGCGAUUUCAGAGUGGAUUUCAUCACAGAAUCUGUAGUCAAAACUGUUGGUCUCACACCCAAACCUUACAUUCUCACCCUCUCAAAUCUCGACCUUUUGUCCGGCCGCUUUCCGGUCACCUAUUUAUACUUCUUCCGCAGCCCAAACCAGUUUCAUUCAUCAUCGCCAAAAAUCAUUGACAACUUGAAAGCUUCACUUUCCCAAUGCCUCUCUCGUUUCUACCCUUUCGCCGGCCGAAUAGUGCCAAAUCCAAAGACCGAUGAGCCUGAAAUCUUGUGUGACAAUCGUGGCGUUUUGGUCGUGGAAGCACAGGCGAAUAUUCGUUUGAAAGAGCUCGAAUUCUACAAUCUCAACAAGUAUGUGGAGAGGGGAAAGCUAGUCCCGGCCUUCCGCCAACGCGGCGGCGACGAUUUCGCGGUGCAGAUUCAAAUCACACGGUAUACCUGCGGAGGCUUGUGUUUAACGUUCACGUUUGACCAUGCCUUGGGAGAUGCGAGUUCCUUUGCCAAAUUUCUGACCACUUGGUCGGAACUAGCGACCAACAAGCCUCCCUCUUGUUCUCCGGACCACCGGAGAUUUCUCCUCCGGCCAAGGUUUCCUCCCAGGUAUAACACAUCCUUGGACGAAACCUUCGUUUCCUGCUCCCUUGACGACAUACUCAACAUGCGGCCGCCGCCUACACUACUCUCAUCUAUCAUGCUCAAGCGCCUUUAUUAUAUCGACGCAUCAAGCAUCCACAAACUCCAAAAACUGGCUUCUGAAGAAGACGAUGGAAUUGGAACCAGCAGGAGGCGGACAAAAAUCGAGGCAUUCUCGGCUUAUAUAUGGAAGGUUAUGGUGAAUGCCGUCGACAAAAGCCAUAACAAGUGCAAGAUGGGAUGGUUGGUUGACGGGCGGACAAGAAUUCCAGGAAUUAUGUCGGAUUACAUAGGCAAUGUUCUGUCUCUAACCUUCGGAGAACUGAGCAUGGAUGAACUGAAACACGGGACCAUAUCUAAAAUCGCGAGCCAUGUUCACGCGGCAAUCUCUACAGCAACAAACGCGGAGCAUUUUUUGGAUUUGAUUGACUGGAUAGAGUGCCAUAGGCCAGGGCUGAUGCUGUCGAAGAUGGUGUUAGGGCGAGAUGGCCCCGGCGCGGCGAUUGUAGUGUCAUCAGGACGGCGGUUUCCGGUGGGCGAACUGGAGUUUGGGUUCGGGAGUCCGGUUCUUGGAACAGUUUGCUCCACCAUAGAAAGGAUAGGAGUUGGGUACGUCAAUCAAAGGCCAAGUGCCAGAGGUGACGGGUCUUGGACGGUGUCCGCUAUCUUGUGGCCGGACAUGGUGGCUGCACUUGAGUCCCAUUCAGAAUGUAUUUUUCAGCCCAUCACUGCUCACGAUCUGCACUUAUCAUGACUUCAAUCUUGUCAUUCAAUAAUAUAAACUCUCAAAGUGAGGGGCUUCCAGGUCUAGUUUGUGUGAUUCAUGUUCACUUGAAUUACCAUAAUUUAUAUCCUCUCAAAUGCUUUGUCAGGUUGGGACGGCAAAUUAUGCUAUGCGCAGGUGCGCACGACUCUAAAACGGCAUCAUUUUCAGGGAAAACGACGCUGUUCUAACUAAAAA